Messenger RNA from Malaya genurostris, 2135 nucleotides. RefSeq names its product elongation factor 1-alpha (gene eEF1alpha1). The transcript is spliced from 2 exons. NCBI's taxonomy places the organism in Eukaryota, Metazoa, Arthropoda, Insecta, Diptera, Culicidae. Gene Ontology annotation, biological process: translation; translational elongation. Gene Ontology annotation, molecular function: translation elongation factor activity; GTP binding; GTPase activity. The record is from RefSeq and is a predicted model, not a curated record. Bases 165 to 1556 code for a protein of 463 amino acids.
CCGCGCAGGAAAUUGACAUCCACAAACUACAGUCAUCGCUCAAAAGAAGGGGGCUGGAUUGUCUUGUUCGACCAUCGAUUCGUUCACUUCUAUCGGGUCUCUCGCCGGAAUAACAUUCAAUUGCGCUUUUGUUGAAUACUCUUGUUGAAUUUUAACGGACCAAGAUGGGUAAGGAAAAGACUCAUAUUAACAUUGUCGUAAUUGGACACGUCGAUUCUGGCAAGUCGACCACCACCGGUCAUCUGAUCUACAAAUGCGGCGGUAUCGACAAGCGUACGAUCGAGAAAUUCGAGAAGGAAGCCCAGGAAAUGGGUAAGGGUUCCUUCAAGUAUGCUUGGGUGUUGGACAAACUGAAGGCCGAACGUGAACGUGGUAUCACUAUUGAUAUUGCUUUGUGGAAGUUCGAAACCAGCAAGUACUACGUCACCAUCAUUGAUGCUCCUGGACAUCGUGAUUUCAUCAAGAACAUGAUUACCGGAACGUCGCAAGCUGAUUGUGCUGUGCUGAUUGUUGCUGCAGGUACUGGUGAGUUCGAAGCUGGUAUCUCGAAGAACGGACAGACCCGUGAGCAUGCCCUGCUCGCCUUUACCCUUGGUGUCAAGCAGCUGAUCGUUGGUGUUAACAAAAUGGACUCCACCGAACCUCCGUACAGUGAGCCUCGUUUCGAAGAAAUCAAGAAGGAAGUCUCCUCGUACAUUAAAAAGAUUGGAUACAACCCUGCUGCCGUCGCUUUCGUUCCUAUUUCUGGAUGGCACGGAGACAACAUGUUGGAACCAUCCACUAAAAUGCCAUGGUUCAAGGGAUGGGCCGUUGAGCGUAAAGAAGGUAAAGCCGAUGGCAAGUGUUUGAUCGAAGCUUUGGAUGCUAUCUUGCCACCAUCUAGGCCAACUGACAAGCCUCUGCGUCUACCUCUGCAGGACGUCUACAAAAUCGGUGGUAUCGGAACGGUCCCAGUAGGUCGUGUUGAAACCGGUGUCCUGAAACCAGGUACCGUUGUUGUGUUUGCUCCUGUUAAUCUGACUACCGAAGUAAAGUCCGUUGAAAUGCAUCACGAAGCCCUACAGGAAGCCGUGCCCGGAGAUAACGUUGGUUUCAACGUUAAGAACGUUUCGGUCAAGGAAUUGCGCCGUGGUUAUGUCGCUGGCGACACCAAGAAUGCUCCACCCAAAGGAGCCGCUGAUUUCACCGCUCAGGUUAUUGUGCUGAAUCAUCCUGGUCAGAUCUCCAAUGGUUACACACCAGUGCUGGAUUGUCAUACAGCUCACAUUGCUUGCAAGUUCUCCGAAAUCAAGGAGAAGGUGGAUCGUCGUUCUGGUAAAUCUACCGAAGACAACCCGAAAUCGAUCAAGUCUGGUGAUGCUGCCAUCGUCAUCUUGGUCCCAUCCAAGCCGCUGUGCGUAGAAUCCUUCCAGGAAUUCCCGCCGCUGGGACGAUUUGCUGUGCGUGACAUGAGACAAACGGUCGCUGUCGGUGUCAUCAAGUCGGUCAACUUCAAGGAUGCAUCUGGCGGUAAAGUCACCAAAGCUGCUGAAAAGGCUCAAAAGGCCAAGAAAUAGCCGCCAACCGAAAUUAUCAUUCAAUCUGCCACUGAUGCCAACAGUACCUACAUUCGCAGCAGUGGCGCAAUCAACAGCAAGCAACAUCCGAAGUCCACAAGACGGCUGAUCAACAUCAAAUCUUAUCACUGCUUCCAUCGUAAAGCAUUCAGACGAAAAGUAAACGGGCUCUUUAAUUCAUUCCUUUUUGCUAUCUUAGAACACAUUUAUAUAUUAAUAACUUUUUUAUUAAUAAUAUUUAAACAAUAUUAUCUAGAACAGCACAGAAUCCAGAUGUGUGAAUGCGUAAAGAUAGGAAAAGCGAUUUAGAUUUUCCGGAUAAACAUAAAAUAUAACUUUCAGAAUGAUCGAAGGAAAACAAUUUUUAUUUUUUUUCUGCAAACAAACUGAAAAGAAGUGAUCAUCCAUCCCCUCGAUUCGGCAGAUUGGUAGCGCAAAAAAUCGAAAUUAAUUUGUUCGUGGCAAAUAGUACUGGCGAAAGCGAAAUUUAUACUGGACCGAUUGAAAAGACUGUUCCUUUCUGGUCAGGAAGGACAAUAGAAUAACUUUGGAAUACAAAAACAAUCCGCUAACAGCAAA